This is a messenger RNA of Penicillium macrosclerotiorum, 357 nucleotides long. RefSeq lists its product as uncharacterized. Bases 1 to 357 code for a protein of 118 amino acids. NCBI's taxonomy places the organism in Eukaryota, Fungi, Ascomycota, Eurotiomycetes, Eurotiales, Aspergillaceae. The record is from RefSeq and is a predicted model, not a curated record. Gene Ontology annotation, molecular function: ATP binding; protein kinase activity. The transcript has a single exon. Gene Ontology annotation, biological process: protein phosphorylation.
AUGCAUAAUCUUGCUCAAGGGGUUGCUUUCCUUGAAUCGCUUAACCUCGCCUAUAGUGACCUACGACCUGAAAAUAUUCUACUUGAUCGUAACCGAGUGAAGAUAUCCGAUUUUGAUUUUACGGCCGAAGUCGGAACAUAUUUCGAAGCUUGCUAUUGCCCGUACGGAAGACUGCUUAACAGUAACGAGACAGACCAAGGAAUACUAGGAACUACCGGUUUCCUAGGUCCUCGGACGGAGCAGUUCGCCCUCGGUUCGUUGUUCUACUUGAUCAACUACGGCUUUGAGGUUUAUAACGAUCAAUAUCUUGUGGACGAUCCUUACGAGCAUAGACCUAAGGUCUUAGACUUGCUAUAG